Musca domestica (house fly) is the source of this 4756-nucleotide messenger RNA. RefSeq names its product transcription factor mef2A. The transcript is spliced from 4 exons. Gene Ontology annotation, biological process: embryo development; regulation of transcription by RNA polymerase II; embryonic hindgut morphogenesis. Lineage: Eukaryota; Metazoa; Arthropoda; Insecta; Diptera; Muscidae. Gene Ontology annotation, molecular function: DNA-binding transcription factor activity, RNA polymerase II-specific; RNA polymerase II transcription regulatory region sequence-specific DNA binding. The coding region runs from base 115 to 3063 and encodes 982 amino acids. The record is from RefSeq and is a predicted model, not a curated record. Gene Ontology annotation, cellular component: nucleus.
UUCAACCGCAUUUUCCCAUAGACAUCCAAACAACCUGCAUUCGAACACCACCCCUGCAGGUGUGCAACGCAUAAACGCAGUGGCAAAAUUGUUUCAAAACAUAAACUUGCCUAAAUGAUUGGCACCGAUGAAAUGUCAUCCACUGGCAUGGAUAUCAGUGAAUCCUUUCGUCCGGAGGAUAUAUCGAAAACAGAUUUUUUCGAUUUUGUAACAGCGCCCGAUAUGGGCUUGGGACUGGGUGUUAAUGUGAAUCUACACAGUCACAGUCAUCAUCACCACCCGCAGCCGCAGCAGCAGCAGCAACAACAUACAAUAACAUCUCCCCAGCCUCAACAUCAUCCGCAUCAUCAUCAUACGCAUCAACACCAGCCACAUCACCAUCAUCAUUCAACAGCGCAUCAACAGCCACAUCACAAUGCAACACCAGAUGUUAGCAGUCCGAUGACGCAUGACGGAGGUGGCGGUGGUACAGGUGGUAAUGCCAGUAGUGGGAGUAAUGUUGUUGUUGGUGGCGGUGGUAGUAAUAGUACGGCCAGUAUUAGUGCCAAUGGUGGCGAUAGCCAUGGUGAUACAAGCGGUUUGAGUGAUGGCAGUUCGACCAGUACAACAGAUCCCACGCUGCAUGGUUAUGAGUUCUGGGCCUCCGACAAAGAACACACAUCAACCAUAUUCGAGGAUUUGGAUCGUUAUUGUUGGCAACAGCAACAAACCAAUACCAGCACAGCAACUGGUGCCUCAUCACUAGUUGGCGUACCCAAUGCCAGUACACCCAAUGCGGCCAGUAGCAGAAACAACAAUAACAACACCGCAAACAAUAACUCCUCUAACCAAAUGCACCAUACAUCCUCAUCACCUGCCACAACAACACUAAAUCCCCUACACACCAGUCUUGUCAAUCCCACGUCACCGCACAAUCAUCACUCGCCCAUGACCCCGGUUAGUACCACGCCCACGGCAUCAACGUCCUUGCCCACAACGCCAGUGUCACAGACUCAGCUAAACAGCGACGGUACCAUAUCGAACAUUAUCAGUACGGAUGGUCAAAUUUAUACGUUAACAGUAUUAAAUGGCAAUGAGCCAUGGUUAAAACGUGAAAACGAUACCAGCCAUUUACAGAAUAGUCUGGAUUUCGAUAGCCUUUUGGGUAGUUUUCCUGGCUAUAUUAAAUCGGAAUAUCCCUAUGACGAUAGUGGUUUUAGUACCGAUGGUUGUAAGGAUUUGAAUGGGGAUGCGGGGAGCAUGAUGGCGGGGAAUAAUCAACGUUUGCCCUCCUUGAUCAAUACCAUAUCGUCGGUGACCAGUACGGCUGGGGUUGACGGUUCUGUGGCACCAUUAAAUGUUGGCCAGCAGUUGGAUCAGUUUCACAAUAACAACAAUGAUUGGCACAUGACAGAUCAUAACAAUGAACAGAAUUCUGCCGAAUCUUUGCUUCGUAGUGCCCUCCAAGGUAAAGGUUAUACCAAAGGUAUGCAUAUGCACAAUGGCAUUGCAUUAAUGCCCUCAUCAAUAUCGGUCAAAGAAGAAGAUAUGCGGAGAAUAUUGUUUCCAGUUGAUACGGAUGGUUUAAAUUUCUCCGAUACUUCUUUGAGUGCGGCACAGAUUUUCGAUGAUACUCAAACGGCCAACGGUCACAAUCCACAUAUGAUUGUGCCGCACUCACCGGUCACCAAUGGUCCACUCACGCCAGUCACAAAUGCAAAUGGCAAUAACAAUAAUAACGCCAGCAACAACAACAACAGUGCCAACAGCAAUAACAAUAAUAAUAAUAGCGGUAACAGCAAUAACAAUAAUCAAACGAGCAAUAUGAUGGUCGACGAUAUGUUCCUAACGUUGGAGAAUGCAUUCAGCGAUGAUUUCGAGAAAAUCAAACAAUUCUGCACCACCGCCACGGCAAAUGAUUAUCAUGCAAAUGAGGUGAUGAUGCAACUUUCGCCCAGUGUCACAGGUGGUGGUGGUGGUGGCGGUGUUGUGACGCCAACAACAGGUCCAUCGGGAAUGGCAGCGAUGUCAGUGGCAACACAGCAACAACAAAUGCAGGCACUACAUACCGGGGCAACAACACCAAAUAAUGGUCUCCCAGCACAAAUGUCACUGCAACAGCCGCAGCCACCACCACCUCAGCCAUUGAAACCGGAAGUGACAACUUCAAGUCAACGCAUGGUCUCCACGGCGAAAGUUACCAAGAAAUAUAAACGAACAUUAUCGACACACAGUAAUAACAGCAGCAGCAAUAACAACAACAAUAAUCCUAAUGUCAUUAAUCACAAUAACAUAAUUAACAACGCCAACAACAACAAUAAUGGUUCAAGUAAUUUAAACACUUCUAACAAGGGUUCCAGUAAUUUGGCCCUUACAAAUGGCAACCGCAAUGGUUCAGCCUCAAGUGGCAGCAGUACAACCAGCAGUAAUAGCCCCACCCAUUGCAAUGGUGGCCUAGGGGUUGGUGGUAAUUCAUCUACGACGGGAACAAAUGCCUCUUCAUCGUCCAGUGGCAGUGGUGGCCAACGCAAAGAACGUUCUCUGCAUUAUUGUUCGAUAUGUUCGAAGGGUUUCAAGGACAAAUAUUCUGUGAAUGUUCACAUACGCACUCACACGGGUGAGAAACCCUUUGCCUGUACACUGUGUGGCAAAAGUUUUCGCCAAAAAGCCCAUUUGGCCAAACAUUAUCAGACUCAUAUGGCCCAAAAGAAUAAUGGCAAUUUAGUUAAGGGUAACUCAAAUAAACAUCAUCGUGCAUCGGCAUCAGCAGCGGCGGCGGCUGCUGCAGCAGCUGCAGCUCAACAGCAGCAACAACAACAGCAGCAUCAGCAACAACAAAACUUAAAUUCUCCAAAUGUCAUGCAAAAUCAUGUGCGUCCACUCAAUUCCGCCUCUUCAGCUCCCACAACACCCACAAUGAGCCAUCACCAUGGCAUGGGUGGUUUAGUCAAUGGCCUCUUGACCACUUCAACGGCUUUGGCUUUGGGUGUGGCACCACCACCCGCACCGUCUUCGGUACCAACCACACCCACAACCCCCAACACGAUACUACCGCCGGCCAAUGGCCUACUGGCCAACAGGUAGAAACUGCCCCUCACUCUCUCUCCCAAAUAAGCCUUAUCAGAGCUAAAACAAUAUUUUUCAUUUGAAAAUAUUCUUUAUUUGUUAAUUUUAUUUAACCUAAUCUUCAUUUGUUCCUAAUUCUUAUUACGCUCUUCCUUUUUUUUAUUAAACGAAAACUGCUAUUUUUAUAUGUUUUUUAUUUGCUAUUUACAUUUAGUUUAUUUUUGUGUUUAGUGUAAAGUGAAAAAAAAAUGAAAAUCGCAACCACAAGAGCUAUCCUCAAAGGAUCGCUUUUGUAACUACUACCUGUACUUGGAAAUACUCAAAAGAAAAAAAAGGAAAUUAAAAAAUGCUGUCCAUAUUCAAGUAGUUUCUUAACGAAUUUAUUAUACUUUUACUCCUGUACUUUAAGUAUCUAUUUAUUUAUUAUUUUGUUUAGUAUUCGUUCUCUAUUUGUGUAUAUUCUUGUUUUUGUUUUAUUGUUUAUAAAAUCCUAUUUCUGUAUAAAUAUUGAGAAGCGGCGAACUUGACGUUUGUCUUGUUUUGAAAUCUUAUUUUCCUAAGAGAUAAAUUGAGAGAUUUGAAGUGGUUCAUAUUUUAUUGGAUGAAAAUACUUGCAUACCCUUUGCAGAGAUAUACAUUAGGUAUUAUUUACCCAAAGUGACAUACACGUGGGACGUACCCACAUGCGACACGGAUCCGAUAUUUCUCACACAUUUCUCGAGAAAAUAUUUAUUUUAUCAAGCACUAAAAUGAUAAAGUCUGAUUUGACUAAAUAUGUGAUAUCCCACACCAAUAUUUCUGGGCACGGCCAUGCCUCUUUUGGAAAAAUGUUAUCCCUGCAGGAUGGACAUAGAUGCUAUAAAAACUGUAAAAAUUUAAAAAUCCCAAGGUACAAUUUUUGAGCAUAACCAGGGCUGUCAUAGAAACCAAUUUUGUCACUAUUGGUUUUAAAAACGACAAGAAAAAAUGCUUUGGUGUCAUGAAAAUCAAUGUUAUCGGGUUUAUUUUCGAAUUAGAAUUUUAUCGGUUUUGGUUGUCAUAGAAGCCAAUGUUAUUGGUUUUGUUAUUGGAAAUAAACCAAGUUGCUUAGAGCUGUCACUUUUCAUUUUCUUUGGAUUUUUUAAACAAUUUUUAAAGGAUAUUCAAAGGACUAAAAAUGUGAAUUUUUUAAACAAAUUUUAAGGGAUAUUCAAAGGACUAAAAAUGUGGAUUUUUAAAACAAUUUUUAAGGGUUAUUCAAAGGACUAAAAUGUGGAUUUUUAAACAAUUUUUAAAGGAUAUUCAAAGGACUAAAAAUGUGGAUAUUUUUAAAGAAUUUUUAAAGGACAUUAAACGUGGAUUUUUUAAAGAAUUUUUAAAGGACUAUAAACGUGGAUUUUUAAAAAAGAUUUUAAAGGACUACAGACGUGGAUUUUUUAAAGUAUUUUUAAAGGACUGUAAACGUGGAUUUUUUAAAAAGAUUUUAAAGGACUAUAGACGUGGAUUUUUUAAAGAAUUUUUAAAGGACUAUAAACGUGGAUUUUUAAAAAAGAUUUUAAAGGACUAUAGACGUGGAUUUUUUAAAGAAUUUUUAAAGGACUAUGGACGUGGAUUUUUUAAAGGAUUUUUAAAGGACUAUAGACGUGGAUUUUUUAAAGAAUUUUUAAAGGACUAUAGACGUGGAUUUUUUAAGAAAUUUUUAAAGGACUAUAGACGUGGAUUUUUUAAGAAA